UUUCGCUUCUGCGGGCCGCGGCUGUGUCUGGCUUCCGCGCCUAGGGGGUCGCCGACGUGGGUGCCCUGGUGAGCGUGCAGGGUGGGGAGGGAGACGCGGCCGAGGCCGGCGUCGGCAGGCAUGAGCCCCUGUGGCCUGGAGCCCACGUCGCCGAGGCCGUCCGGGACUACGCUUCGCCCUUGUGCCUGUUGACGCGGUCUCUGACGCUCAGAAGCCGCCCAAUACAGAGCCGCUUCUUUGUCCCAUUUUUCUGACCAGCCGUACCGGGCACAAGCCGGGCACUAGCGGGUACGGCGAUGCACAGGGCAGAUGUGGCCAGGUGAGCGGCCCUGCAAAAGCCUAGUUUAGCGCAAAGUGUACAUGUUUUCCAAGCCUUGCACUGGAGAUAAUACGAAGAGUCUGAACUGGGUCAGAUCAAGUCUCAGAAGUGUGAAAUGUGACUUGGAAAGGAAAAUUCCAAGUGAGCUGAGCUGCUGAGCAUUCAGGACAGCAAGGGAAGUGGGAAAAUGACUUGAACCUCUAGGUGAGGGGGAACUCACAAUUAUUUUUUGGUCCAUCUUUGCCUUCCUAAAGGAAUUGAAGCCCAAACGGUGGUUAAAGAACCAGGAUGCAUGGUGGAUUGGAAGCAUAGCCCUGCAAUUGGUUAGAAUAAUUAACAUAGGCUAAAAACCAAAUAAAAAAAAUUUACCCUCAGAUUCAUAUGACAGAUUUUAUGAGUUGAAUACAGAGAAAGCUUCAAAUCCUUGAAAGUAUCAACUAAAUGAACAACAUUCAUUCACCAAAUAUGCCAUGCACUGUGGAUACAAAGAUGACAAGAAGCUAGCUCUGCCCUUUUGGUCCUUCCAGAAAGUUGGGUAGAAAACCAUGUAAACUGCAAGCCAUUACAGUGAGAAAAGUGCUCCAGCAGAGGUUUCAAUGAAAAGGGCACUUGUGCCUGGAGGAAUCAGGUGACGCUUUUGCCACCUCCCUCCCCAACCCUGAAAAACAGCUUCUGAGACCUGAAUUACAGACCAGCAUUUUAACUGGACGAACUGCAGCUGGAACAAGCUUCUUGUUAGGGUAGUAAUGGCCACCAAAGGUAGGGGAACUCUAGGCCUCACCCCCAGAGACACUGUUUUCCAGAAGCAGGAGCGGCAUUUGACCAUGAAACAGGAGCCAGGGAGCCAGACCUGGGGACAGGGCUGCAGUCUUCAGAAGAGUCACCCUCCUGUUUGCGAAAUCUUCCGGCUACACUUCAGGCAGUUAUGUUACCAUGAGAUGUCUGGGCCUCAGGAGACUCUAAUCCGGCUUCGGGAGCUGUGUCACUGGUGGCUGAUGCCUGAGGUUCACACUAAGGAGCAGAUCCUGGAGCUCCUGGUGCUGGAGCAGUUCCUGAGCAUCCUGCCUGGGGAGCUCCGGACCUGGGUGCAGCUGCAUCACCCUGAGAGUGGUGAGGAGGCAGUGGCCGUGGUGGAGGAUUUCCAGAAACAUCUUAGUGGACCUGGAGAGGUUUCAGCCACAGCACAGGAACAGGAAACGCAUUUGGAAGAGACAACAGCUCUGGAUUCAAUGGAGGAAUCACCUCCUACCUCACCCCUCAGUGGAGGCUUAGUCCCUGGAGUCCACCUGGAGCCACCUUCCCAUGCCCCAGUGGUACACCACCUCCCCACCAGGCACUUUGCUCAACUUGCUUCCCCACUUCCUGCCCUUCCCCAAGUGGGGAAAUCAGGAGACCAGGCAACUGUGCUUCGGAUGGUCAGGUCCCAGGAGUCUGCAGUGUAUAAGAACCUGUCUGUCGACCAUACUCAGAAGAAGUGGAAAAGUCCAGCACUCAGUCAGAGAGUCCUGUACCGGAGCAUGAUGCUGGAAAAUUAUCACAGGAUGACUUCACUGGCAGGUGAGAACAGGACAGAGAGUUCAGAGGUGAUUCCAAAGCAGGACAUUUCUAAAGGGUACGAGAAAUCUGAUAGGGCAUCAGGAGGACUCUGUGGGAUGGUUCCUCGGGCACUGGAGGCUGGAGAUGUCCGUGAAGAUAUUUUAGAGAAGCCAGAAGGGCAGCAGCCUUCAGAUGAAGAAGGGAGCAGACUGGAAAGUGAGGAUAAAAAAAAACCUAUGAGAGACAAAUGUGAGGACUAUAAGGAACUUGGGGAACAUUCUGAUCAAUCCUCCAGUCCUGCUGAACAUCAGGGAGCUCUGAAGGGACAGAAAUUCUAUCAGUGUGAUGAAUGUGGCAAAGCUUUCAAUCGGAGCUUACACCUCCUUGGCCAUCAGAGAGUCCAUUCUGGCGAGAAGCCCUAUGAAUGUAAUGAGUGUGGUAAGACCUUCAGACAGACCUCUCAGCUCGUUGUUCAUCUCAGAAUCCACACAGGGGAGAAACCCUAUGAAUGCACCGAGUGUGGGAAGACCUAUCGGCACAGCUCUCAUCUCAUUCAACACCAGAGACUUCAUAAUGGGGAGAAACCUUAUAAAUGCAAUGAAUGUACAAAAGCCUUCACUCAGAGUUCCCAGCUCAUUGACCACCAAAGAACCCAUACUGGGGAGAAACCUUAUGAAUGCAGUGAAUGUGGGGAGGCCUUCAUUCGAAGUAAAAGUCUCGUCCGACAUCAGGUACUUCACACUGGUGAGAAACCUUUCAAGUGUAAUGAAUGCAGAAAAGCUUUCUGUUCCAAUAGAAAUCUUAUUGACCAUCAGAGAAUCCACACAGGGGAGAAGCCUUAUGAGUGUAAUGAAUGUGGCAAGGCUUUCAGUCGAAGUAAAUGUCUUAUUCGACAUCAGAGCCUCCACACUGGGGAAAAGCCAUACAAAUGUAAUGAAUGUGGGAAAGCCUUCAAUCAGAACUCCCAGCUGGUUGAUCAUGAGCGAAUUCAUACUGGAGAAAAACCUUUCGAAUGUAGAGAGUGUGGUAAGGCAUUCAGUCUGAGUAAAUGUCUCAUUCGGCAUCAGAGACUUCACACCGGUGAAAAGCCCUAUAAAUGCAGUGAGUGUGCUUCCAUUCUGUGUAUCCAGUGUCGUCCAAGUGCUCUGCCUCAUUGGGAAGCAGCUUUUCUGUAAAUGAACAGCAUGUGGAAGAAACCUUCAGUCACAGCUCAGACUUUGUUUUACCUCAGUGAAUCCACACUGGGAAAAGAACCUAUUCUUGAGAUAAGUAUAAGAAAAUAUCAGUUGUGGCAAACAUCAUCCAACCAGAGACUUUACACUUGUGUGUGGCAAAGCUUUUGGUUAUAGCUCAUUUCUUGUUAGACACCAGAAAUUCCACGUGGGUUAGAGUCUCUUGGUUUUUGGAGGGUGAAAAGUCAUUAAUUUAGAAUUGCCGUCUUUUUUGUGAACAUUUCUGAUAAAUACUAUGCCUGAAAUAGGAGUGGAAGAGCUUUCAGCUAUAGUACAUAGCUUCUGCUCCAUCUGUCAACCCACAAUGCAGAGAAAUGGUAUCAGUGGACAGAACUCCCAAUUUAUUUUUAACAAUCAAACAAUUCAAGCCCAGGAGAUAGUUGAGGGGAUCAAACAUGAUGGUAAAGUUAUAGAACCUGGACACUUACCCACUUGGCUUUUAUACACACAGAGAAAAUAUUCCACAGCUAUACUCUCCAUUCCCAAUUCUAAUCAUUUAGUUUUUAAUUCCAGAAGGAUAGGUCAAGAGAUUAUGGAGGCAUGUAAUAGAAUAUGAAGUUCCAACACCACCUAUGAAGCAAAAGGUUUAACUUGAAUCUCAUCCAGCCUCUAUAACAUUCUUUCAACUAACAAGAAAUACAGGAAGAUACCAUGAGGAAACAAACAGACAAAUCUAGAAUGUCAAACAUUAUUUAAGACAGUUGGUCUAGACUCUUAAAAAAGACAGCAAAACAAAAAAGAAAAACAGUGGGGGACUCUUUUAGAUUAAAAGAAACUCUGCAGAGAAACAGUGACCAAAUAUAAUGAGUCAAACUUGAUCCCCAAAACAGCUGUAGAAAAUAUUUGGGUAACAAUUGGGGAAGUUGGAAUACGGAAUGAAUAUAAUGUCUAAAAGGUCUAAUUGAUGAUGAUGAUGUGACAGUGGUUGGUUACAUAGAAGAAUGUCCUUAUUCUUAGGAGCUGCAUGCGGCAUAUUUAGAGUUGAAGGGUUAUGAUAUCUAUAGUAUAUUUUCAAAUGGCAUAAUGUGUAUGUGUGUAGGGAGAGAGAAAGCUAAUAUGGCAAAAUGUUAGUUGUUGAAUCUAGCUAGAGAAUAUACGUAUGUUGUAAGGUUUCAAAAUAAAGUUUAAAAAAGAUAAAAGGAAUUAUGGAUGGCACAUAACACCCUUUGGAAGAAAUGCAAAGGUAGUGGGGUAGCACAGAAUAGAGCAUGGUAACGGUAGUCAGAAAACCCAGGUCCAGGUCUCAAAUUGUCCACUAUUAGCUGUGCAUCCAGAAGCAAAUAAUUUCACAUAUCCAGGCUUUAGUUUCCUUAUCUAGAAAAUAAGGAUUAAUAAAUUUCACAAAAUUAUUCUGAAGCUUAAAUUAGUUAAUGCCAGAGAAAACCCUUCACAACUUAAAAAGGAAUAUAUAUUGCAGAAUUGUCCUAUUCACUUUUAUACUUUUUAAGUACCUUUGGAUCCUUUCAUUUAUCCUGAGAAACAUAUAUCUUCAAAUAAAUUGUGAACUCCCAAAGGGAAGUACUGUAUUUCUACCUUUUUGACCAAUAAAGUAAUACCCACCAACUGGAUAUUGAUUUCCUUUACCAAAUAUGAGUCUAAAUUUCUUUGGCAGGCAUGAAGAUAGUAAAUAUCAUAAUAAAGAUUGAAAUUGCUGUAUAUUUAGGCAAUUGUGAUGCAAAAUGCUAAUACCUUUGUUUCUGAACAGUGACAUUCUGGAUUGAAUAUAUGUAUUUGUAGGCAAAGAAAUAUGCUUGUGGAUAAGAACAACAGUUUGGAUGAGGUGAGGGCCUGGAAUUUGUAUUUUUAACAUGCAUUCAAGUGAUUCUUAUGCUCUCUAAAAUUUGAGAACCACUGGGCUAGAAUAUUGAGUAAUCAUUACUCCCUGGGACCAAAUGUGGGUCCAAGAGCUUUGAGUCAGAAUUAAUGAUACCACCCUCCAAAAAGAAGAGUAAGUGAAAAGCAAAACCAAGUUGAAGAUUGUUAUAACUGUCCUAAUGUACAUGGAUAGUCUUAAGGGAUUCCUGAUGUUGUGGCAAUAGUGCUGUGCUCCAUAACAAAGGGUCCCAAGUUCUGCUUCCAGCUUCCACUAGGCAUGUGUAGGUAUUAUUUCUCUAAACCUCUGUUUCUCGGUCUCAUCGAUAAAAUGUGGCAAAGGUGUUGUGUCACCUAC
Choloepus didactylus (southern two-toed sloth) is the source of this 5257-nucleotide messenger RNA. It is a transcript of the gene ZKSCAN7, whose product is annotated as zinc finger with KRAB and SCAN domains 7. Gene Ontology annotation, biological process: central nervous system development; regulation of transcription by RNA polymerase II. Lineage: Eukaryota; Metazoa; Chordata; Mammalia; Pilosa; Megalonychidae. The record is from RefSeq and is a predicted model, not a curated record. Gene Ontology annotation, molecular function: RNA polymerase II cis-regulatory region sequence-specific DNA binding; DNA-binding transcription factor activity, RNA polymerase II-specific. The transcript is spliced from 7 exons. The coding region runs from base 1066 to 3030 and encodes 654 amino acids. Gene Ontology annotation, cellular component: nucleus.